UCCAAUAAAAAUAAAAGUAAGAUUUACGCCUCUAUACAGUUUCUCUCUCUCACACACACUUUUACCUUACCAAAACAGCAAUGGGCCUAGAGCCCACUAUGCAUAACGACUGAUCUCAAUAUCCUAUAGCUGCUAUCAAUGUAUGCCUUAGGAGGCCAAGAAGGUCGCCGGUAGAUGAUAAAUCAAGCAUUUUGAUGUCACAUUUGAACGCAAUUGCAGUCAGAAUAUCCAGUUUCAAGCAGUUGACACAGCUACAUGCACAGAUCAUUCAGCAUUCCCUCCAUCAUGACAACUAUUGGGUGUCUGUGCUCAUCAGCCACUGCACCCGCCUCUGCGCCCCACCCUCCUACGCGCGUCUCAUUUUCGACUCUUCCCACCAACCCAAUCUCUACGCAUUCACCAACAUGCUCAAGUUCUACUCGCACACGGGCGCCCAUCACCAUGUCAUCAAUCUCUUUCAGAAUAUGCGCCUUUCCAAUGUCAUGCCUGAUGCUUUUGUUUUUCCGAUCUUAAUUAAAUCCAUGGAGAAGGAAGCUGUUAUGUUACAUGCCCAUCUUAUAAAACUUGGGCAUCAGUGUGAUCGUUUUGUACGUAAUGCUAUUAUGUAUAUGUAUGCCAAGUAUGGGCCCAUUUAUUUUGCACGUAAACUGUUCGAUGAAAUGCCUGAGAGAAUGGUGGCGGAUUGGAACUCUAUGAUUUCUGGGUAUUGGAGGUGGGGAAAUGAGGUUGAAGCUGGUAGUUUGUUUAAUAUAAUGCCUGAGAGAAAUGUCAUCACUUGGACUGCGAUGGUUACUGGGUAUUCAAAGGCACGAGAUUUGGUUACUGCAAGGAGGUAUUUUGAUCAAAUGCCUGAGAAAAAUGUUGUUUCUUGGAAUGCGAUGUUGUCUGCUUAUUCACAGAAUGGGUUUGCAGAAGAGGCUAUGAGACUGCUGAAUGAGAUGGUUGUUGAUGGUGUUCAACCAGAUGAAACAACUUGGGUUGCGGUUAUUUCAGCAUGUGCAGAUCGUGCUGAUGCUAAACUUGCAAGUUCACUCAUGAACAUGCUCAAUCAGAGGAGUGUUAAGUUAAAUUACUUUGUCAAGACCGCGCUAAUUGACAUGUAUGCAAAGUGUGGGGAUCUUGCAGCUGCUAAGAAUAUUUUUGAGGAGUUAGGUGCAUACAGAAAUGUGGUUUCGUGGAACGCGAUGAUUUCUGCGCAUACGAGUGUUGGUGAUUUGAGUUCUGCCAGAGAACUCUUUGAUAGGAUGCCUUCCAAGGAUGUAGUUUCAUGGAACUCAAUGAUCGCAGGUUAUGCACAAAAUGGACAAUCGACAAUGGCAAUUGAGCUAUUCAAGAAGAUGAUCAGUUCUAACCACACAAAACCAGACGAAGUUACUAUGGUUAGUGUCAUAUCUGCAUGUUCACAUCUUGGGGCAUUGGAGUUGGGAAACUGGGCUUUAAACAUCAUAGAUGAAAAUCAAAUCAAAUUGAGUAUUUCCGGUUAUAACUCUUUAAUUUUUAUGUACUCCAAAUGCGGAAGCAUGAAAGAUGCCGAAAGAAUCUUCCAUAAAAUGAAGACGCAAGAUGUUAUUUCCUUCAACACUUUGAUUACAGGUUUUGCAGCUCAAGGUGACGGAUUUGCAGCCAUUGAUACAAUGCGUAAGAUGAAAGAACAGGGGUUUCAACCUGAUAGAAUCACAUAUAUCAGUGUUCUUACCGCCUGCAGCCAUGCAGGACUGUUAGAACAAGGUAAAAAAGUUUUUGAUUCCAUCACUAACCCGGAUGUUGACCACUAUGCAUGCAUGAUUGACUUAUUAGGCCGAGUGGGUAACCUCGAUGAAGCGAAGAAUUUAAUCACAAGAAUGCCAAUGGUCCCACAUGCGGGAGUAUAUGGUUCACUCCUAAACGCUGCUCGCAUUCGUAAAAGAAUUGAUAUCGGGGAGUUUGCAGCUAGUCAUCUUUUCAAAAUUGAACCCGAAAAUUCUGGGAAUUACGUUUUGCUUUCGAACAUGUAUGCUUCAAUGGGGCGAUGGGGCGAUGUUGAGCGAAUCCGGGGGAAAAUGAAACUGUUAGGGUUAAAGAAAGCUACAGGAUGGAGUUAUGUGGAAUUUGAUGGGAAAUUACACAAAUUUAUUGUGGGUGAUAAAGCACAUGAAAGAUCAAAUGAUAUAUACAAGUUAUUGAUGGAAUUAAGAAAGAAAAUGAGGAUAGCUGGAUACAUUGCUGAUAAAGAGAGUGUUCUUAGAGAUGUUGAAGAGGAAGAGAAGGAAGAGAUGGUGGGCACUCACAGUGAGAAGCUGGCACUCUGUUUCGCACUUCUUGUUAGUGAGUCAGGGGCCGUUAUUAGAAUUGUGAAAAACUUGAGGGUCUGUUGGGAUUGUCAUGAGGCCAUGAAGAUUAUUUCAAAGCUGGAGGGAAGAGAGAUAAUUGUGAGGGAUAACAAUAGAUUUCAUUGUUUUAAUGAUGGUUCAUGUUCAUGCAAAGAUUAUUGGUAAGUUGAGGGUGAAAGUACAUGAUGAGUCUGGCUAAAUUGUCUGUUAAUUAUAUUUUGUAAUGCUAACAUGAAAAGAUUAUAAGUGUUGCUUUUAUAAAUAAAUAAAAAAACCUCAACUCCUUGGUUGUAUCAA
This is a messenger RNA of Helianthus annuus (common sunflower), 2606 nucleotides long. Its product is annotated as pentatricopeptide repeat-containing protein At1g14470. Gene Ontology annotation, molecular function: RNA binding; protein binding; zinc ion binding. The transcript has a single exon. Gene Ontology annotation, biological process: RNA modification. Lineage: Eukaryota; Viridiplantae; Streptophyta; Magnoliopsida; Asterales; Asteraceae. The coding region runs from base 195 to 2474 and encodes 759 amino acids. The record is from RefSeq and is a predicted model, not a curated record.